Messenger RNA from Pseudovirgaria hyperparasitica, 2427 nucleotides. RefSeq names its product putative phosphoketolase. Gene Ontology annotation, molecular function: aldehyde-lyase activity. The record is from RefSeq and is a predicted model, not a curated record. Gene Ontology annotation, biological process: carbohydrate metabolic process. The coding region runs from base 1 to 2427 and encodes 808 amino acids. The transcript has 4 exons. NCBI's taxonomy places the organism in Eukaryota, Fungi, Ascomycota, Dothideomycetes, Acrospermales, Acrospermaceae.
AUGACCUCGAAAAGCGAUCAAUCGCUCUCCGCCUACGGGCCUGCGCGAUCAACCGUUCAAGAGAAGCCAUUGACUGAAGACGAAGUCCGCAAAUUCGAUGCCUACUUCCGAGCCACCAUGUACCUGUGUCUCGGCAUGAUCUAUCUGAAAGAUAACCCGCUCUUACGCGAGCCGCUCAAGAAAGAGCAUCUCAAGACCCGUCUUCUGGGCCACUGGGGCAGUGACGCCGGUCAGAGUUUCACAUACAUUCAUUUCAACCGCCUCAUCAAGAAGUACGAUCUUGAUGCCAUCUUUAUUUCCGGACCUGGACAUGGUGCGCCUGCUGUCCUUUCUAACGGCUACCUCGAGGGUACAUAUUCGGAGGUGUAUCCAGACAAGAGCGAGGAUGUGGAUGGCAUGAGACGUUUCUUCAAGUACUUCUCCUUCCCUGGUGGCAUCGGCAGCCAUGCUACUCCUGAGACGCCGGGUUCGCUUCAUGAAGGUGGUGAGUUGGGAUAUUCCAUCUCCCACGCCUUUGGAACGGUGUUUGAUCAUCCCAAUCUGAUCACUCUCACCAUGGUUGGAGAUGGGGAGGCCGAAACGGGACCGCUGGCUACGAGUUGGCAUAGCAAUAAGUAUCUGAACCCUGUCACCGAUGGUGCUGUUCUUCCCGUGUUACAUCUGAAUGGAUACAAGAUCAACAACCCAACACUUCUAUCCCGUAUUUCCCAUGAUGAGCUCGAAAUGCUGUUCAAGGGCUAUGGAUGGGAGCCGUUCUUUGUCGAGGGAUCUGAAUUCGACACCAUGCAUCAAGCUAUGGCAGGUACCCUCGAGACCUGCGUGAAGAAGAUUCGCGAGUAUCAGAAGCAAGCUCGUGACAGCAACAAAGCUUUCCGCCCACGCUGGCCUAUGAUCGUCCUCCGGACGCCAAAGGGCUGGACUGGGCCGCGAAAAAUCAACGGCCACUACGUUGAAGGCUUCUGGCGUGCACAUCAAGUCCCCAUCACGGAUGUAUGGGAGAAACCUGAAAGCCUGAAGUUGCUUGAAGACUGGAUGCGCUCAUAUGAACCGGAUAAGCUCUUUGAUGAGUCGGGGAAGCUUGUAUCGGAGCUCAAGGAGUUGCCUCCUUCGGGCACCCGACGCAUGUCUGCCAAUCCAGUCACCAAUGGUGGUACUAUCAAGCGCAAGCUCAAUUUGCCCGACUUUCGCGAGUACGGGCUCAAGGUACACAAGGCUGGAGCAGAGUCAGCAGGUUCCAUGGCGAUCUUUGCGCAGUUCCUCAAGGAGACCGUGGCGCGUAACAUGGACCAGUUCCGCGUCAUGGGUCCUGAUGAGACACAAUCGAACAAGCUUUCUGCCAUCUACGAAGCUGGCAAGAAGGUUUGGCACGCUGAGCAUUUCGAAGAGGAUGAUGAUGGCGGCGAGCUGACAGACACUGCCAACGGCCGCGUCAUGGAGAUUCUCUCCGAACACACCUGUGAGGGCUGGCUCGAAGGCUACGUCCUCUCCGGCCGCCACGGUCUCUUCAACUCGUACGAGCCCUUCAUCCACAUCGUGACCUCCAUGGUCAACCAGCACUGCAAAUGGAUCGAGAAAUGUCUCGAAGUGCCCUGGCGUGCCAAGGUCGCCUCCCUCAACAUCCUCCUCACCUCCACAGUCUGGCGUCAAGACCACAACGGCUUCACCCACCAAGACCCCGGCUUCCUCGACGUCGUCGUCAACAAAUCCCCCGACGUCGUCCGCAUCUACCUGCCCCCCGACGCAAACUGCCUCCUCUCCACCAUGGACCACGCCCUCCGCAGCCAAAACUACGUCAACGUCAUCGUCGCCGACAAACAAGACCACCUCCAAUUCCUCCCCAUGCCCGACGCAAUCGAGCACUGCACAAAGGGCAUCGGCAUCUGGAAAUGGGCGUCCAACGACGCCGGCACCGAGCCCGACGUCGUCAUCGCCUCCUGCGGCGACGUCCUCACCCAGGAGGCCCUCGCCGCCGUCGCCCUCCUCCGCGACCUCGUCCCGGACCUGAAAAUCCGCUUCGUCAACGUCGUAGACCUCUUCAAGCUGAUCUCCCCCGACGAGCACCCGCACGGCCUCAACGCAACCGAGUUCCGCGCCAUCUUCACUGACGACAGACCCGUCGUCUUCAACUUCCACUCCUACCCUUGGCUGAUCCAUCGUCUCACGUAUCAGCGUGCGGGCGCGGCAAACUUGCAUGUGCACGGGUAUCGCGAGAAGGGCAAUAUCGACACCCCACUUGAGCUCGCCAUCAGGAAUGGCACCGAUCGCUUCACGAUUGCGAUUGAUGCCAUUGAUCGCGUCAAGGGCCUUGGCAACAAGGCUUCUGGGGCGAGGGAGGAGCUGUUGAAUAGGCAGAUUACGGCACGGAACUAUGCCUUUCAUGAGGGCAUCGAUCCAGAUGAGCUGAGGAACUGGAAAUGGCCGUUCUAG